UAGCUAAUUGGCGCCCAAUUGAAUGCCUAAUUGAAAAACAUUAUUGUGUUUUGAAUUUGUUGUCAAAAAAAUAUAAUUACUUUAAAUUGUAAUUAAUUUUUGUUUUGUUUCGGUAAACAAAAUGAGUGAUAGCGACCAACAACUGUUGGCCACCGAUACCGCAGCCGCCACUGCUGCCGGCGGUGAUGUAAAGGACACGGAGGAGAAAGUGGAGAUUGUCUGCGACGAUGUGGUAGAAGAGUUGGUCGACAUUGUGGCCGAAGUGGUCGACAAUGUAUUUGUGGCCAAAUAUCGCCGAUCUUUUGACAAGACGUUUAAGCUAUUGGUUGAUUCGUUGGCCGAUAAACCAGAUAAGUCGGCCAAGUUUACCGAGAUUCGCGACCGACAUCUUGAACAGUACGAACAGUAUGUAAAGUCACUGAUGGAGAAAGAGUUGUCCCGAUGGUUGGCCAACGAUACAGUGUCCCGAAGGCUGGCCUAUAUUCGCGAGCAAAAUGUUGACGACGAGUUGUCACAAUUGCAGCGAUCGGUACAGCCGUUAAAACAACAAAUGGUCAAAAAGGUUAAGACAGUACAGCAGUCGGCAAAGGAUAGGUUAGAGACCAAGACCAGAGAACUGACCGAAUUGACCGAAACGUUGGCCAAUGAGACCAAACAGUACGAGUCGUUGAGACAAUCGCUGCAAAAGAAACUGCUGAAGACAUUCAACGAAUUGGAUUCACUGGAUGUAAAAAAAUUGGACAUUAAUUGUAAUUAA
This is a messenger RNA of Oppia nitens, 757 nucleotides long. RefSeq lists its product as uncharacterized. The coding region runs from base 122 to 757 and encodes 211 amino acids. The transcript is spliced from 2 exons. NCBI's taxonomy places the organism in Eukaryota, Metazoa, Arthropoda, Arachnida, Sarcoptiformes, Oppiidae. The record is from RefSeq and is a predicted model, not a curated record.